Exophiala bonariae is the source of this 654-nucleotide messenger RNA. RefSeq lists its product as uncharacterized. The record is from RefSeq and is a predicted model, not a curated record. The coding region runs from base 1 to 654 and encodes 217 amino acids. The transcript has 2 exons. NCBI's taxonomy places the organism in Eukaryota, Fungi, Ascomycota, Eurotiomycetes, Chaetothyriales, Herpotrichiellaceae.
AUGUCUGUAUCUUCCCAUACUAGCCUAGAGUGCUCAGUGAUCACGUCUGCACUUCAAAAUGAGCUUCCUUCUGUCUUCAACCUAGAUCAAGAGCUUGGAUCACCCAAGCUACUGCAGCAGAAUCCUCAUUCAAUGGAUAAUUUCGCCUUGUGGGCACAGAUCGAUGCUGAUAUGAACAUGAUGGACUUUUUUUCGGAGCUCCCAGGCAUGGACUACCAAAGCUGGGCUCAUGGGUGCGAAGGUUUGUUGGGCAACACCAUAUCCGCGGGCCCAACAAGCGCCUCCAUGCAGGUAGCAAUUGAUAUUAUGAAAACUCACUUCCAAAAAAAGAACCGCGCAGCGACCAGCCUUGCCUACGAAGCCAGACAAUGGGCCUCUGCGCCACCGUGGUUGGAACUAUACGACAAAGAUGUGCUCAAUGUCUUCUUGAAUCUAGCAAAGAAGCAUCUGUCUCAUCUGUUUCCAGGCCUCCUGGUGUUUGAGGCAACUAGGAGCACGGAACCGGAAUUAAUUCUAGCCAUGGCUGCCGUUGGAGGAAGCUUUUGCUCCGUUGAAGGCAGCCAUCGUGUUGCCGGUGCCAUGUACAAUGAUGCCAGGAGACUGGUGUACGCCAAGGUUAGAAUGCUAACAAAACUCCACCACAAAUAUGGCUGA